Lachancea dasiensis is the source of this 1974-nucleotide messenger RNA. Lineage: Eukaryota; Fungi; Ascomycota; Saccharomycetes; Saccharomycetales; Saccharomycetaceae. The record is from the annotation of a GenBank genome assembly.
AUGUUUUUGAAAGUCAGACAGUUUCAGGACGCCUAUGAGCGUAUUUUGAAGUAUUCCUCGUCGCAUUCGGCGUGUCAAUUGGUGAUAUUCGUUUCGUGUUUAAACAUUGACGCGUUGUGCGCCAGUAAGAUGCUUUCCAAGCUCUUCAAGAAAGAAUUGAUACAGUUGCAGUUGGUGCCAGUGUUUGGGUAUUCGGAGCUGAAAACAUUUUAUCAGAAGUUGGACGAGAACAUCAACAGCGUUAUAUUCGUGGGCUGUGGUGGAAUGAUCGAUAUCGAGGAGUUUCUGGGCGUGGACGAGGAGGAGGAUAACCAGAACGAGCACGCUGAAUCGAGACGCAAAAUUUAUGUACUGGACACGCACAGACCGUGGAAUCUUCACAACUUAUUCGGGUCGCAGGUGGUGACCUGCUUUGACGAUGGCACGGUGGAGGAAGAACUAAAAACCCAGCAAGAGGCAUAUUUCAAACUGACAGAGCUGGAAGAACAGCAGGACACAGACGAAGAAACGGAGAGCGGCAGUGGUGAGGAAGAAGAUACCGAUCACGAUGUAGAGGACGAUGAGGAGAACCUUGAGGAGGACGACACCGACGAAGACACUACAAGAGACGCAGUGGGCGACGGCGAGGACGUCCAGAAGGACGAAAACAAUCAGGAGGCCUCUGGGAAGAGGCGCAACGCACAGAGUCACAACCACAAGCGCGAGAGAAAACUUCGAAGAAGUCUUAUCAACAAAUAUGAGGCGGUUCUAGAAGACUACUAUGCGCAAGGCUCGUCUACCUCCAACUCGCUCUCCAUCCAGGUGUACUCGCUCUUAUCGGCGCUCGGAGAAACUAGCAUUGCAUAUCUGUGGCUCACUAUCCUCGGAGUUUCGUCCCUGGACGUCGCAUAUCCUCAUAUUUACAGUCAAUUGCUUCCUCUGCUGCAGGACGAAGUUAAGCGUCUUUCCCCUAUCGAAGCGUAUAAGACGCCAGAUACACUCUCGUUGGAGAUCCAACCGGAUUACUACCUCUUUAUGCUCAGGCACUCGUCUCUCUACGAUAGUUUUUUUUACUCCAACUACGUGAACGCUAAGCUGUCGCUAUGGAAUGAGAAUGGCAAGAAGAGACUACAUAAGAUUUUCGCGAGGAUGGGAAUUUCCUUGUCCACGGCUCAAGAAAACUGGCUGUACAUGGAUAACCGGGUCAAGAGAGAACUGGGGACUAUUUUCGAUAAAAACCUAGAGAGGUAUGGUCUUCAAGAUGUGGUACGAGAUGGUUUUGUUCGUACUUUUGGCUACCGGGGUGCGAUUAGUGCAAGUGAAUACGUAGAGUCGAUAACCGCGCUUCUAGAAGUGGGCCAAACGAUUGAUCCAGAGGACAUCGUCAAGAGCAACAGUUCUGGCCCGGAGCCAGAAGAGAAUGGGGAGCUCGCCGAUGUCAUAUCCCGCCGCGAGCGCAAAUGGGUCAGUAAUUUCUGGUUGAGCUGGGAUGCACUGGAGGGUGAUAUCGAACUCAUGAAUCGCGGCAUCAAACACGCACAAUUUUUACAACGCUCGGUUUUCAACACCGGCGUAGCCGUCUUGGAGAAACGGCUGAUCAAGAACCUACGAUUGUAUCGUCUAUGCGUAUUGCAAGACGGGCCUGACUUGGAGCUAUACAGGAAUCCUCUAACAUUAAUGCGGCUGGGUAAUUGGAUCCUGGAGUGUUGUGCGGAGUCGGAUGACCGUCAACUACUGCCGUUGGUGCUUGGUAGCUUGGAUUCCUCUACCGAAAAAUACCUAGUGGCCGGCAUGGCUCCACGCUACCCGCGUGGCAUGGACAAAUUGGAGGCCAGUAAACCGCUGCUCAACAACUUCAGCGUUGCAUUUCAACAGAUAGCAGCUGAAACUGGCGCCAAAGUAAGAAUAGACAAUUUUGAGAGCUCGAUAAUCGAAAUCCAGCGGGACGACUUAUCGCCCUUUCUAGAAAAGUUAACACUGAGUGGACUACUAUAG